Molecule: messenger RNA, 2000 nt
Organism: Anas platyrhynchos (mallard)
Lineage: Eukaryota; Metazoa; Chordata; Aves; Anseriformes; Anatidae
Gene: PMF1
Product: polyamine modulated factor 1
Biological process (GO): chromosome segregation
Cellular component (GO): MIS12/MIND type complex
Source: RefSeq, a predicted model, not a curated record
CCGCAUGCGCGCUGAUGGCGGCGGGGCCGCGGCAAAAUGGCGGCGGCCGCGGCUGAGGCGGGAAGCGGCGGGGCUGAGGGGACGGCGGCGGGCGGCGAUGGCGGCCCCGAGGAGCUCGGGGACGGCGUCCUCGGCCGCGGGCAGCUCUUCGCAGCCGUGGUGGACGCCUUCAUGGAGAAGCUGGUGGCGGCGGGGAGCUACCAGAGGUUCGCCAGCUGCUACCACCGCUUCUACAGGCUGCAGCCCGAGCUGACCAGGAGCAUUUACGACCAGUUCGUGGCCCAGCUGCAGGCUUCCAUCAAGGAGGAGAUCCAGGAGGUGAAGAAGGAGGGGAACCUGGAGGAGCUCUUCAACUCGCUGGAUAAGAUCGUGGAGGAGGCAAAAGACUGGAAAGAGCCCGCCUGGCGGCCCAGUGGGAUCCCAGAAGAAGACAUUCGCAGCGCCGUGGUGCCCUACCUCCUGAAGCACAAGUCGUACCUGCAGAAAGUCCUGAAGGAGAAGGAGGAAGAAAACAGGAAGCUAGCAGAGUCUGUGCUCGCAGGGAGGGAUCAGAUUGCUAAGCUGCAGCAGCUGAUAGACACUCGCAGACAAGCCUGGCAGGCGAUUAGCAAAGAGCAACGAGAACUCAUCAUGACCUUCAAGGAGCCCCAGUGAGGAAGCAGAGAGAUUCUGCACCUUCCACGUAGGAAUUUUAUCUUCAGCUCUGAAGCACUGACGAUGCCUCGGGACGUGGGACACCGUGUGGCACGUACAAACCAUGCAAACUUGAGCUCAUCUUCUCCGCCUGAAAGAAACUUGCAGUAGAACCAGAAAAUUGCUGGACUUACACAAUUUGCUCCAAGUUUGUGAAGAAAUAUGAAAUCACAUCAGGAUGUUUGGGACCAGAUGACUAAUUUGUAUGCCCCCAGGUCUGAUAGCCAGAGUGUGUCUGUACAUCCCCACACUUCUUUAGCUCUCACACGCUUUCUUAGCACUACGACGAGCGUUAUUCUGGCAUGCUAAAGCCAAAUUGGAGACCUCAAAGGCAUUUUAGGUGCAAAUUAUAGAAAAAUCGGUGCCUUAUACAUAAAAAAAAAAAAGCACAGAGGGUGGUUGUGCUGCGCUCAGGAGUGAGGAGCCCACAUCAGACUCCUCCUGUGCCUUGUGUUUGUAGGUGCUCGUGUCCAGUUCCCACUUCUUUAAAUAAUUCUGCCCAUGACCCCUGAGAAAGGAUGUCAGCAUCUGCCCUAUCCCAUCAGGUUCCUCGUUGCCAUAAUAUUCUUUUUUUUCCCAGCUGUUUUCCAGCCCUGCUCUGCUACGCACAGACGAGCACGGUACAUGGGGAGGGCACUUCUUGAAAACCACAGUGCAUAGGACGCAGGGACCUGUCCCUUGUUCGUGUGGAGCUGAGCAGGGCUUAGCGUGGCCCUGCUGUGGCUUUGUGGGCUCGUGUAAAGGGACUGAAUAUUUCCCUAAGAAACCUCCUUGUUGAUUUUUUGCAUCUGUAAGCCACAGGUGGGUUUGAUUACAUCCCCCAGAGUGGCUCUUCACCAUCCUGUCUGAAAUUUGCCAGCCACAGGAGCAAGCACUUAACUGGAGGCUGCCUGCAAGGGCCUGUACUGAAACCCUACAAGCGAGGCUGCUCUUCAGAGGAAGGAGAAAGUCCUUCAUCAGGGCUGGGAAGAUAACGAGGAGCCUUACUGGGCCUGGCAGGGCUCAGUCACAAGCGUUUCCAGCAGAUGCCAGGUCUGCCAAAAGCUGCGGGUCCUCACCUGUCAGCCCCUGGCCUGCGUUGCACUGGGGCUGUCGGUGCAAGCUGCCUGGUGCGGUGUCGAACCAGGAAUUCUGAGAACAAAGGUAGCAAUUUCCAGCAAGCACAAGCCUCUGGUUUCAAUUAGAGGCUGUUACAGCCUGUGAUUGACUGACUUGGGCAUAUUUUCCUUUUGUCAUAAACAAGCCUUCCCUCGCUGCAUUAUAAUCUAAAUAAAUUGGGGCUGUUGCUUUCCCCCCCCCCCGGUCUU